Molecule: messenger RNA, 573 nt
Organism: Talaromyces amestolkiae
Lineage: Eukaryota; Fungi; Ascomycota; Eurotiomycetes; Eurotiales; Trichocomaceae
Exons: 1
Coding region: 1-573 (190 amino acids)
Biological process (GO): response to salt stress; response to heat; protein folding
Source: RefSeq, a predicted model, not a curated record
AUGACUCUCUUCCCUCGUACCGGUGACUUCGCACCUCUCUUCCGUCUCCUCGACGACUACGAUCUGCACCGCUCCGGACGCAGCGGCCAUGCAUCCUCCUCAUCCUCAGGCAGCAUCUCCAGCUUCGCUCCGCGCUUCGACGUCCGCGAGUCCAAGGACGCCUAUCACCUCGACGGCGAACUGCCCGGUAUUGCUCAAAAGGACAUUGAAAUUGAAUUCUCCGACCCUCAGACUCUAAACAUCAAGGGCCGCGCCGUCCGCGAAUACCACUCCGGCAACGCCGAGAACGAGACUUCUCCCAAGCCAGCAUCUGUCGAAGAUGAGGCUGAAUCUAGCACUGGCAACGAGACAGCCGUCCAAAAGUCCUCUGAUAAGAAGGAAGUCUCAAAGUCAACCCAGCACAACUUCAAGUACUGGGUCAGCGAGCGCUCGGUUGGCGAGUUCCAUCGCUCAUUCAACUUCCCCAGUCGCGUUGACCAGGAUGGCGUCAAGGCUAGUCUGAAGAAUGGUGUGCUUUCGCUUGUGGUGCCCAAGGCUGCCCCUCCUGCUAGUCGCAAGAUCAGCAUUGAGUAA